GUAAAACGUAUAACCAUUUUGCAGCUAAUCUCUCUCGCACUCACGCAAGCACCACGCAAGUGAUAGAUCACCUUAACUCUCCACUAUAGCAUGAAUUCAGAUUAUGCUCGAACUAUAUAGAACAAUAGAAUUAUAACAUUAAACAAUGGCGGCGUUCUUGGUCCAAACGUGUUUAAAACAAAGGUGGAUGUUCGGGAUAGAUCCAUACGCGGUGACAAGAAUCAGUGCUUGUCAUAAACUAUGUAUCGAGUGUCACUGUUAUCAUACCACACCAUUAUAUUUCAAAAAAAGGAAAACGGCAGAAGAGCGGAAAAAAAAAAUGGUCCCAAUUUUAACAAAACCAAAAUCCACGGUUGUUGAUAUUUGGAGGAACAUGACUGUGGCAGAGUUGGCUACAGCUACUAAUAGAUCGGUAAAUCAAGUUUUGGAAGCAAUUUCAUAUUCGGACACCGCAGUUUAUAAAAGCAACACUAUCAUAGGCAAUCACUAUGUUCUGUACGAUGCAGUGAGAAAACUUGGAUUGAAAUUCCGAAUGGCAUCGAAACCAACAGAUUCACAUACUAUGGAAAUUAAACAUGAUGCUGUAAAGCGCCCUCCACCGGAUCCAGCUGUUUUAGUGAAAAGACACCCUGUUGUAACAGUUAUGGGUCAUGUGGACCAUGGAAAAACAACUCUCUUGGAUAGUCUAAGGAAUACAUCAGUGGUAGCAUCAGAAUUUGGUGGAAUAACCCAACACAUUGGGGCCUUUAAUGUAACGUUAGCCAGUGGUGAAAGGAUGACAUUUUUGGACACUCCGGGCCACGCUGCUUUUAAAGCGAUGCGAGAGCGAGGAGCAAAUACAACAGAUAUGGUGAUUCUUGUGGUAGCCGCUGAUGACGGUGUAAUGGAACAAACAGUGGAAAGCAUUCGGAUGGCCAGGGAGGCAAAUGUUCCCAUAAUCGUGGCUAUUAACAAGAUCGAUAAGCCCACUGCCGACAUUGAAAGAACCCAAAGGAUGUUAUCACAGCAGGGUAUUCUGGUUGAAGAGCUCGGGGGUGACAUACAGAGUGUAAAUAUUUCCGCUUUACAUGGUACAAACUUGACAGCUCUCGUUGAGACUGUUGCUACGCAAGCGGAAUUGAUGAACCUCAAAGGAGAUCCUACAGGCUUUGCAGAAGGCGUUGUUAUCGAAGCGAGCACGGAUCCUGGACGAGGGAAACUCGCCACAGUUCUCAUACAGCGUGGAACUCUCAAUAAAAGAGCAGUUCUUGUCAGUGGAGUAGCGUGGGCUAAAGUUCGUUCAAUGUUCGAUCACGCUGGUCAACCGCUGAGUGAAGCUAAACUUUCGGAGGCGGUGCAAAUAAUAGGAUGGCGUGACUUGCCAGCAGCAGGUGAUGAAAUAUUGGAGGUAGAAAACGAGCGCAAAGCUCACUUGAUUAUGCAGUAUCGACAAUCCAAACAGGCUGAACAAAGAGCUCUGGAAGAAGUGAAAUUCAUCGAGAAAAAACAGGCCGAGCACCAAGAGGUAUACAAAGCUUACUUGGAGAAAAAGCGAUCUUCAAGAAUUGGUAGAUACAGACCGUUAUCAAGUGUAGGACCAAGGAAAAAAGAGAUUCAAGACGAUGGGGUACCGAAACUGAAUAUACUGCUAAAAGGCGAUGUCGCCGGAUCCAUCGAAGCUAUUCUCGAUGUUUUUGAUACGUACACUGACGAGGAUCGUUGCCGUUUACAUAUAGUUCACUAUGGUGUUGGUCCUUUGACAGAAUCGGAGGUAGAAUUGGCCCAAGCGUUUGAAGCGAUCAUAUAUUGCUUCAAUACAAGUACAACUCCAUCUGCUGCUACAAUCGUUGAAGAAAAUAAAUUACCAGUUCGGCAUCAUAAAAUAAUUUAUAAAUUGGUGGAUGAUGUGAAAGGGGAAAUCACGAAAAGACUUCCACCAGGUGAAGCCGAAGAAAUAUUUGGUAAAGCAAACGUUUUGCAAUUAUUUGUAAUUACGGAGAGAAAGAAAAAGUGGAACGUUGCGGGAUGUCGAUGUACCGAAGGUUUAUUGAAAAAACGAGCCAUGUUUAAAUUGAAAAGAGAUAAUAGGAUUAUAUAUGAAGGAAAACUGGCAUCUAUGAGGCACUUGAAGAGCGAAGUAGAUAGUAUAAAAAAUGGUGUGGAAUGCGGCUUGAGGUUCGAGGACCCUAAUGUUUCGAUAGAACCUGGUGAUACUCUCAUCUGCUACAGAACUUACGAGACCCCACCGGAAACCAACUGGGAUCCUGGUUUUUAAAGAUAUUCACUGUACUGGUGUAACUACAGGAGAGUGCGCAAGAAGUCAUAAUUUUGUGAAAAUUGCGGGAAGAAUAAACGUGCGGAAAUUGUAAAUAACAUUCA
This is a messenger RNA of Venturia canescens, 2358 nucleotides long. RefSeq names its product mitochondrial translation initiation factor 2 (gene mIF2). Gene Ontology annotation, molecular function: GTP binding; GTPase activity; translation initiation factor activity. Gene Ontology annotation, biological process: translational initiation. Bases 146 to 2254 code for a protein of 702 amino acids. Lineage: Eukaryota; Metazoa; Arthropoda; Insecta; Hymenoptera; Ichneumonidae. Gene Ontology annotation, cellular component: cytoplasm. The transcript is spliced from 11 exons. The record is from RefSeq and is a predicted model, not a curated record.